AUGAAGAUUGUUAGAUUCACCGUCGCUGUCUUUUUUGUACUUGUCUCUGUCUCAUCAUCUAACGCCGCAAUUGCACCUCCUAGCGGUGGAGGCAGCGGAGGAGGAGAUGCUCGGGCAAUGCCGUGUAUACAGAAACUUAAGUCGUGUCAGCCGUAUCUCCACUCGGUGAUUCCACCACUGCCUGCAUCGUGUUGCCUGUCGAUGAAGGAGAUGGUCGCCAACGACGCGACGUGUCUUUGCUCCGUGUUCAACAACGUGGAUAUGCUCAAAUCGCUUAACCUCACUAAAGACAACGCUCUUGAUAUCCCUAAAGCUUGUGGCGCCAACCCUGACAUCUCACUAUGCAAAGCCAGCCCCGCGAAUGCUUUUAAAUCCUGUGUUGACCAAGGUACUACUACGAAUUCGACGUCGUCCACACCGACAAGCUCUGCUCCGGCCAUCAACUUCGCCGGACUAAGCUUCGCAUCGACUAUCGUGGCAUUGGCAACAACCUUCUUCUGAUCUACUACUAUAUAUUACAUUUACGUCUUUAUUCAUUGUUAGAUAGGUUUAAUCUGUUUGA
Molecule: messenger RNA, 562 nt
Organism: Brassica napus (rape)
Lineage: Eukaryota; Viridiplantae; Streptophyta; Magnoliopsida; Brassicales; Brassicaceae
Product: non-specific lipid transfer protein GPI-anchored 3-like
Exons: 2
Coding region: 1-501 (166 amino acids)
Source: RefSeq, a predicted model, not a curated record